AUGCCCUCCGCCGUAAGCAGCCAGUCGAGCGUGAAGCUGGAGAAUCCGGUGCUGGACGAAACGGAUCAGCCCACUAAGACCGAGGAGGAUCGACAAUUGAGCCUGUUCCAUCAAGUGUCGGAAUGGCUGCAGCAUGAGAAGGUCAGGCGGCAGGCGCGCAAAGCACGCCGGGCUGAGGCUGCCUCUCAUGCCGCAGAAUGUGUGCAGGAGAGUGCAGAGCGGUCGUCGGAGGAACACCACCGCAGCUCAGAGAGCACUUUUUCCCUUGACAAACUGGAAAAGAUCCUCCUCCAGUACGCCGGUGCAAGCAGUGUGGACGGAUUGGCACCCAUGCAGGCUGUGAAGAAGGUCACUCGUCGCCGUCCGAAGGGUCUUCGUCGAGGCUCUGCCUCCGAGUCCGACUACACAGAUGUCGAGGCACAGGUGCCUAGCGUGGAGGCUUUCCUGGACAACUCCAAGACACUUGCUUAUACCGGUGGCGCAGGGGAAGAAACGGCCGACAGCAGUUCUUCGUCGAAGCGUUCCAAGGGCCGUGAAGCUUGGGUGACCUUUAAGACUGAGAUCCUGCGACUGGCGCAUACCCUGCAGCUGCGGGGCUGGCGCAAGGUGUCCAUGGAGAACGCCUGCGAUAUGGAAGUUAUCCGUCUCAGCGGUGCCAUGACCAACGCUAUAUAUGUGGUUGGGCCUCCCAAGAAUCUGCCCCCGCCCAAGACACAAAGCGGUUCUGCGUCAGUGGUCCCAAGAAAGCCACCGCCAAAGCUGCUACUCCGUAUCUAUGGUCCGCAGGUCGACCACCUGAUCGACCGUGAGAAAGAACUCCAAAUCCUGCGUCGCCUUGGCCGAAAGAACAUCGGUCCUCGUGUGUUGGGCACAUUCAAAAAUGGACGAUUCGAAGAGUAUUUCGAAGCGCGCCCCCUCACAGCCAAAGAGCUUCGCAUCCCCGAAACUGCCAAGCAAAUCGCCAAGCGAAUGCGCGAGCUUCACGAAGGUAUCGAACUCCUCGAAGAGGAGCGGGAAGGAGGACCUAUGGUUUUCAAGAAUUGGGACAAGUGGGUGGACCGCUGCGAGCAGGUUACCACCUGGCUGGACAAUCAACUAGAUUCCCCGCAAAACCUUGCGAAGGCCGCCACAGAACCAUGGCGCCGACGCGGCUAUGUCUGUGGUGUGCCGUGGGCGGUGUUCCGCAAGGCCGUGGAAAACUAUCGGGCUUGGCUGCUGGCAAGUUGCGGGGGAUUUAGUGAAAUCAAAAAGCAGCUGGUGUUUGCUCAUAACGACACGCAAUAUGGCAACCUACUUCGAAUGGAGCCUGCCACACAAUCCCCUCUUCUUCUUCCUGCAAAUGAGCAUAAGCAGCUCGUUGUCAUUGAUUUUGAAUAUUCGUCGGCCAAUACCCCUGGAUUUGAAUUCGCUAACCACUUUACUGAAUGGUGCUACAACUACCACGAUGAAGAACGCCCAUGGGCUUGCAACAGCCGCCUCUACCCUGUCCCAGAAGAACAGUAUCGAUUCGUGUCGACUUACCUCACUCACCGUCCCAAUGUUGGCAAUGCGUCACCGCAAGGAACCCCCGCCAUGCGUGGCCGUAAUGCGGCAGCCAUCACUCCCCUGAAUCUCGACGACGGCCCCGAGCCUAACUGCCAACAAUCGCAGGUCGAAAAGUCAAACGAGGAGGCGCUCGAUGCCGAGAUCAAGUAUCUCAUGCAUCAGACUCGGUUGUGGCGCGUGAUGAACUCGGCCCAGUGGACCGCAUGGGGCAUUGUACAGGCCAAGAUCCCCGGCAUGGAGGAAGGAAUUGCUGAGAUGGCUGCUGCCUCGCGUAAUGCCAGCCCCGAGAAGAAUGAUGAGCACGCCAGCGAACAGGGUGCAAAGACCCCCACCGUGGAUGCCGAUGUUGACGAGGAUGAAGAAUUCGACUACCUGGCCUAUUCCCAGGACCGAGCCCUGUUCUUCUGGUCUGAUCUGCUGGCGCUGAACCUGGUGAAUACGGAUGAUCUUCCCGCGCCCAUGGUCGAGCAUAUCCGAGCUCGGGCUGUUGAUUACUGA
This is a messenger RNA of Penicillium argentinense, 2043 nucleotides long. RefSeq lists its product as uncharacterized. Bases 1 to 2043 code for a protein of 680 amino acids. Gene Ontology annotation, molecular function: choline kinase activity; ethanolamine kinase activity. NCBI's taxonomy places the organism in Eukaryota, Fungi, Ascomycota, Eurotiomycetes, Eurotiales, Aspergillaceae. Gene Ontology annotation, cellular component: cytoplasm. The record is from RefSeq and is a predicted model, not a curated record. The transcript has 4 exons. Gene Ontology annotation, biological process: phosphatidylcholine biosynthetic process; phosphatidylethanolamine biosynthetic process.